Octopus bimaculoides (California two-spot octopus) is the source of this 2057-nucleotide messenger RNA. RefSeq names its product solute carrier family 67 member A2. Gene Ontology annotation, molecular function: transmembrane transporter activity. The record is from RefSeq and is a predicted model, not a curated record. Gene Ontology annotation, cellular component: nuclear envelope. NCBI's taxonomy places the organism in Eukaryota, Metazoa, Mollusca, Cephalopoda, Octopoda, Octopodidae. Gene Ontology annotation, biological process: transmembrane transport.
ACUUUCUGUAGUUAUGCCCAUAACAUAACUAGUUUUCAGUUCUUAUAUAUUAAUUCUCUCGUCUUAUGGAAAGAAAAUCAUACAAACAAAUUUGUUAAUCCUUUUCCUGCGAGAAUUUAACUUAUAACGAUAGAAAAAUAUCUACACAGAUGACACCAAAUUAUUUACAUAACAGGUAGUCUAUGGGGAGAAGACAAGAAUGAAUGAGUUAAAAAAUGUGAAAAGUUUGUCACCAAACUUAUCUCAGUUCUGUCCCUUGUGAGAAGAGGACGUGGCUGGAUUCUCGUUGAUCAGCAAUAAUGUUGUGUGUUUCGAGCAUGUGCUUGAAUAUGGUUUGAACGUAAAACCACGUAAAAGAGAAAAAUAGUAACAACUUACAUCUGCCAGUGUAACAAAACAUUUAUAUUGACUAAAGAUGCAUGCACUAAGACAGCGACCUGAUGUUUACUCGCAACACACCUCUAUGCUUCCUAUAUAUAUCGUGGGAUUCUUGGACUUACUUGGUGUCAGCAUGAUCUUACCAUUGAUAGGACCGCAUGUGAGGGAUAUGGGGGCUUCGUCAACCGUUGUAGGAGCUCUAGGAUCCGUCUAUGGUGCUUUACAACUGUUCUCAAGUCCAAUUGUUGGGAAAUGGAGCGAUGUUACUGGAAGAAGACUUUCACUGAUUGUUUGUAUGUUCUUUACAGCAUUUGGAUACAGUUUAAUUGGUUUUGCAUCUUCAAUUGCUGUUAUUGUUGCAGCACGAGUCAUCUUAGGAAUAUUUAAACACAGCCUAAACAUAAGCAAAUCAUUCAUAGCAGAUGCUGUGCCACCAUCAGAACAGUCUUCAGUUCUAGGAACAUACAAUUCAUUUUCCAGCAUCGGUUUCAUUGUUGGUCCAACCCUGGGUGGUCACAUAGCAGAACUGCCCGGUGGUUUCUUUCUAAUGGCCAAUCUAGCAGGUAUCAUCUUUCUCCUGAAUGCAUUGAUUGUUUGGAUACUGCUUCCCACUUCUCAAAGACCAACCAGAGCCACCUUACAGAGAUUAGAUUCUGUGUUAAGUCCCAGAAAGUUAAUCUCAGAUGAAAUCAACUUCAACCCUAAAAGAUUUUUCCAAUCCAUGAGAAAGAUAAAAUGGAACCAGUUAUGGGAUAUGUUUGCCAUUCGAUUCCUUUUGGGCUUCUCCAUCAUUGUAUUCCGCAGUAAUUUGAACAUUAUGCUCCAGUCUCGUUUCAACAUCUCACCACGGCACAAUGGUUACCUCACCUCCUACAGUGGAAUUGUUUCCACUGCAGCUGGAUUCUUGGUAGGAAGUCUGACUAAACUAUACAAAAAUGAACCCAGGCUGUUUUUUUCAAUGUCUGUAUUUCAGGUUGUUAUCCUAUUUAUGCUUGGUCUCAGCCAGUCUUUUAUUGCCUUUAUAAUAUUUUUUGGUGCUCUUAGCUUGGCCACGUCAGUCAUGAGAGUAGUCGGAACAAGGCUAAUGUUACUCCGAGGAGCACAGGAAGGUUCAGGUGUACUACUAGGACUUAGUCAAAGCUUCAUGUCUAUCGCACGGAUGAUCUCUCCUUUCAUUUCAGGCAUUCUUAUGGAGAUCAAUGUUUCAAUUCCAGCCUUUCUUGGAGCUGCUGCCACAGUUUUAGCAUCUAUUCUCAUUUUCUUAUACCCUCAAGACAAAAGACCAGGCUUGAAAAUGAAAAAGUCUUGAAAAAAAAUAUAAAUGAAACAAUUUGAUAACAAUCUCCAAGAAGAUUUUUUGCUGAGUUUUGUGGGCCACACACACACACAUAAACACACACACAAUGAUGGCCCACAUCAGUGUGUGUGUGUAUGUGUGUGUAUUUAUAUUAUUGUGGGCCAUCAGUGAAUGUAUAUAUAUAUAUAUAUAUAAAUAUAUAAAAUUUGAAUAAUAAGGGUGAAAAAUUGAAUAUUAAUUUGAUUAAUAUCAAUUUAAAACCAGUGGCCUAGCAUAUUGAAAAAAUCUGAAGAUUCAGAAAAAUUAUAUUACAUACAUAUAAGAGGGAUGACUACUAAGUGGACAUCCAUUAUGCUAGAAGUAGAUCACCUACGAUCUGACC